UGUCAACUUUAUGUUUGGUCAGCGUGUCGUCAAAUCAAACAGAUGACUUCCAUCAUCACUAACCCCAAAGAAACAAAACUUGAGAAGAUGGAAACAUCAAAACAACCAACACUCUCUCUUCUCACUCGCUAACCCUAGAGACAAAAGACACUGACUCUAAAAAUUAAAAUAUGGUUACUAGUUCUUCCUAUCUCAUCUGCUCCAACCAAGCUUCUCUGCACUCAGAGAUCGCUCUUUCGAGCAGCGUCGAAACCGUUCUGAAGAGAAUCUACGGGAAACACAAUCACCCUCCGAUAAAAGCCGAGACAAGACGGAGACUCUCUUCGAUCCCCAAUGAAAUGGCUUUGGAAACGCUCAGUAAAGUUUUUAAUGUGGACUAUGUUAAAGGAACCCUUGAUGGGUUCAUCAAAUAUCUUCUUGACCAGACCGUUUCUUCUGUUUAUGGCUCUCCGCUUCAGUGCUCAGGAGAGUCUCCGGUUCUGUCUCCUAGAACCCCUGGCAAAAAGUGUUGCAGAAAAGCCAUUGUCGGAGCAGAGAUGUCUCUUCUUGAUUAUGAAGUUCCUUCUCCCAAGUCUAUGAAACUAGAAGUUAAUGGAGGUUCUUCUCUACACAUUCCUCCUCAGCUCUUAGCUUUGAGUGAGCUUGAGUUUAGGAAGGCCUUUCUGUUGCUUAGUUAUAUUCCAGGGUAUGUAUGUUUGGGAUGCAAGUUUUUCCGUCAGUGUUUAAUCUCUUUUUCUCUUUUAUUAAGUCACCUUUUUGAUGUGUUAUUUAUUUAUUACAGGAAACAUCUGGGCCAGGUUAAUAUAACUGCUGAGGAGAUCAGACAAUGGAAGGAUUUGUCUAUGGUUGCAUAUGAAGCAGCGGUUUGGGACCGUUUGGGCCGGCAUUCUUGUCCAUCAACAGACCGUAGAGUGUCGCUUCAGUGGGAUAGCGGGAACACGCAUUAUUACCAAUGCCAUGUUUCUCCCGACGGUAGUUACAGAUUCAAGGGUCCUCUUAUGGAGAACACUGGAACCCACCUGCACAAUGUUUUGGGUGAUGAGAAUGUUCUUACCGUCAAAUUCGCUGACGUGCCAGGAGAGGCAACCUAUUGUAACGACAUAUACUCUACCUACAAAGAGAUUGCCAAGAAGGGUAUCAUGCUUGGUUUACGCCGUUAUCAGUUUUUUGUUUUCAAAGAUGGAGGAAAAGAAGAGAAGAAGAAAGAUUUUUCAGGAAAGGGAGUGAAGUGUUACUUUAUACGCACGGACUCUACAUCUUCUAAUGACAUGGGAAAACCCUAUAUCUUCUCUGGGAAGUCCAUUCAUGAAGCACGUAUGCAUUUUAUGCAUGUGCAUACAUUGCCAACUUUGGCCAAAUAUAUGGCGAGGUUUUCUUUAAUCCUGUCAAAGACUAGGAAACUUGAAGUUGACACAAGUAGGAUUGCCUUUCAGCAAAUUGAUGAUAUACACUGCCAUGAUCAAAACAAUAAUGAUGUUCUUGAUAAGAACCAGAAACCUUGUAUACAUUCAGAUGGAACUGGCUACAUCUCUGAGGACCUUGCUCGGAUGUGUCCUACUGAUAUUUUUAAAGGGAAACAUGUCAGAAGCGACAAUAUGCAGGCAAAUACUUAUGGCAAAGAGCCGCCUAUGCUGAUACAGUUUCGGAUGUUUCAUUAUGGAUAUGCUGUUAAGGGGACUUUCCUCUUGAAUAAGAAACUUCCUCCUCGAACAGUCCAGGUUCGACCUUCUAUGGUCAAGGUGUCUGAAGAUCCAGCCUUGUAUAAUUUUAGCACUUUUAACUCUCUGGAAGUUGUUACUACAAGUAAUCCACCAAGAAGAACGAAACUAUCAAGAAACUUGGUUGCGCUACUGAGCUAUGGAGGUGUCCCUGAUGAAUUCUUUUUGGAUAUCUUGCGCAGCACGCUAGAAGAAUCCAAAACCGUAUUUGAUAACAAACGUGCUGCCGUUAGAGCUGCUCGUAAUUAUGGGGAUAUGGACGAGUAUAAUGCUUUGCAAAUGAUCAUGUCUGGUAUACCACUUGAUGAACCACACUUGAAGGAUCAUCUUUCUAUUCUUCUAAACACAGAGAAGAAUGAUCUCAAAGCAGGAAAGCUUCUUGUUACUGAAUCAUAUUAUCUCAUGGGCACUGUUGAUCCCACCGGAAAGCUCAAGCAAAAUGAAGUCUGCGUCAUCCUGGAGUCAGGUCAGAUUUCAGGGGAUGUACUAGUUUACAGGAACCCUGGACUGCAUUUUGGAGACAUACAUGUACUGAAGGCUACAUAUGUUAAGGCCUUGGAAGAGUAUGUUGGAAACUCCAAGUAUGGUGUGUUCUUCCCUCAGAAAGGUCCAAGAUCUUUGGGGGAUGAGAUUGCCGGUGGUGACUUUGAUGGUGAUAUGUAUUUCAUAUCCAGAAAUCCCAAGCUACUAGAACACUACAAACCAAGUGAACCAUGGGUGAGCUCUUCUCCUCCUAGUAAAAUCUAUACUGGUAGAAAGCCAAGUGAACUCUCACCAGAAAUGUUGGAAGAAGAACUUUUCAGAUUGUUUUUGAAGGCAAGAUUUCAUUCCAGCAACGUUAUAGGGGCAGCUGCAGAUAGCUGGCUAAGGAUAAUGGACCAAUUCCUCACGUUAGGAGAUGAUAGAGUUAAGGAAACAGCUGAAAGGAAAAGCAAAAUGGUGAAGACUAUGCUAAAGGCUAUUGAUAUAUACUAUGAUGCUCUUGAUGCACCAAAAAACGGGGCUAAGGUCGAUCUCCCGUUAGACUUGAAGUUCGACAGUUUUCCACAUUACAUGGAGCGUAAAAACAAGAAAAUCUUUAAGUCCACUUCUAUCCUUGGAUUAAUCUAUGACACUGUGGUAUCUCAGAAUGAAGAGGAACCCCCUCCAUGUGAAAUCAAGAAACUCCAGUGUUUUGAAGAUGAGCUGGUCCCUGAGUUUUACAUGGAGAAAUGUAGUCGCUGGUACCAGGAAUACAAAACUGAAAUGAGCCAGGCGAUGGAUGAGAAUAAUAAGAAGGAAUCAGCUAGUGAGGUCAUCCUGAAAUACAAGCAGGUAAGUGUAGUCAACAAGAAUCGAUUACUAACGCUACUAUAUAUAAAGGAACUCAUUGGUGGAAUGUAUCAGGAGUUCUAUGGUGCGGCAGGGUUUGAAGAAAGCAAGAAAAGCCUUGAAGAGCUCUACCUACAAGCAUUGGCACUGUACAACAUCGUCUACGAUUAUGCCAUUAUAAAGAACAAAGUUCGUUCUUGCGGGUUUGUCUGGAAGGUAGCAGGACCGGUCUUGUGCAAAUUGUACCUUAAGAAAGCGGAGGAGAAGUCAAUCCCUUGUUCAGUUUCUGUGCUCAAAGAGCUUUGGGGUUGAACAAUGUUUACUGCUCUGUUCUGAUUGGCUAAUAGGGUGCGUGCGUGUUAGGCAAGUAUCUUAUUUAAGUAACCUAACUUGCAGACUAAGCUGGUGGUAAUGCCUUUGGUUUUAGUUCUAAUCGUAGAUUCUUCCUCUGGUGUACUGAUAAUUUCGUGUGUGUAUUUGCCUGUAGGAUAAUGUUAAAUAAGACUAAGUUUAUACGUCCUCAAGCUCCAUGACCUUGUGGAGUUCAGUGUGUGACUCGAUAUAAUAAUGCAAUUUCUCAUGUUAGCCUUGUAUAUCCUGCCCUAUUAAUACUACAAAGAUCAACUUAUCUGUUCUAUGC
Messenger RNA from Brassica napus (rape), 3669 nucleotides. RefSeq names its product probable RNA-dependent RNA polymerase 5. Gene Ontology annotation, biological process: siRNA processing. NCBI's taxonomy places the organism in Eukaryota, Viridiplantae, Streptophyta, Magnoliopsida, Brassicales, Brassicaceae. Gene Ontology annotation, cellular component: nuclear RNA-directed RNA polymerase complex. The record is from RefSeq and is a predicted model, not a curated record. Gene Ontology annotation, molecular function: RNA-directed RNA polymerase activity. The coding region runs from base 171 to 3341 and encodes 1056 amino acids. The transcript has 15 exons.